CGAAGCCCCUAUAGCACCCCUAAGCGACGCCCCGGGGGUCCCCGGACCUCCUCAGUUUUGAAAAGCCCUGUGCUAAACGACUAAAUAUGUGCGUUUGAGAGCACAGCUGUGGAGAGAUGCGUCGUGUGCUCUCAUUGGGUUGCUGCUGUGACAGUGGACUGAGUGUGAGUCUCGUGGAGUGAUAGGCGUGACCUGAGGCGCACAGAAAGCCUCAGCACUGCCAUACUGCUGUCAUACUACACUCUCAAGCUGGACGUAUGACACUCUUCACAUCACAGGGACAGACCUCAGAAGUGUCUCGAGCGCAUGAUGCGUCUCCUCUGUAACUCUCCUCGCAACAUCUCCAGGCAGUAGAUCGGUCGAGCACGCCACUUCUCCGAUUCCUCCAACAGACCCGACGAUGGCUGAAGAGGAGAGCGCGAGGACAGUUUCGGACUCAAACACGGACAGCACGAACUUUAGCGUGUUAAGCUGGGAGCAGGUCCAGCGCCUGGACCUCAUCCUGACCGAAAGCAUCCCGAUCCACGGCAGAGGAAACUUCCCCACGCUGCAGAUGAAGCCGCGGCAGAUCGUGACGGCGGUGCGGAGCCGCAUGCGGGAGCAGCGCAUCCAUGUGCGGGACGUGCGGCUCAACGGAUCCGCUGCCAGCCACGUACUGCACGAGGACAGCGGACUCGGCUAUAAGGACCUGGACCUCAUAUUCUGCGUGGACCUGAAGGGAGAGACGGAGUUUCAGAUCGUCAAGAACAUAGUGCUGGACUGUCUGUUGGACUUUUUACCUGAUGGGGUCAACAAAGAGAAAAUCACACCGUUGACCCUGAAGGAAGCAUAUGUGCAGAAGAUGGUGAAAGUGUGCAAUGAUUCAGACCGCUGGAGUCUUAUCUCUCUCUCCAACAACCGGGGCAAAAACGUGGAGCUCAAGUUCGUGGACUCUUUGCGCCGGCAGUUCGAGUUCAGUGUCGAUUCUUUCCAGAUUAAGCUAGACUCUCUGCUUCUUUUCUACGAGUGCUCCGAGAACCCCAUGGCCAGAACGUUUCACCCCACCAUCAUCGGCGAGAGCGUGUACGGAGACUUCGCCACGGCAUUGGACCACUUGCGCAACAAGGUGAUCUGCACGAGGAACCCGGAGGAGAUCCGAGGAGGCGGCCUGCUGAAGUACUGCCAUCUUCUGGUGAGGGGAUUUCGCGCUGCCUCCGAGUCGGAGAUGAAGUCUCUCCAGCGCUACAUGUGCUCCCGCUUCUUCAUCGACUUCUCGGACAUCUGCGAACAGCAGCGCAAGCUGGAGUCUUACCUCCAGAACCACUUUGUGGGCUUGGAGGACCGCAAGUACGAUUAUCUAACGACGCUGCACGGGGUGGUUAACGAGAGCACGGUGUGUCUGAUGGGACACGAGCGGCGGCAGACCUUAGGGCUGAUCGCCAUGUUGGCGGUGCGUGUGCUGGCCGAGCAGAACGUCAUACCCAACGUAGCGAAUGUCACUUGCUAUUACCAACCUGCCCCUUACGUAGCAGACGGUAACUUCAGCAAUUAUUACAUUGCCCAAGUUCAGCCGGUCUUUACCUGCCAUCAGCAAACCUACUCCACGUGGCUACCGUGCAACUGAGAGAUGGUGAAAAAGAUGAGUCGUAAGCGAGCUGAAAUUGUUUCGCAAUUGUCUCACUUCCCCCAAUGUGCAUCAAUGCUUGAGUGAAAUGAAUCGGGCUCAGUGAAAAACAGCUCCAGUGGGGUUUUUGUUUGUGCAGACUGGUGCUGUUUUCUGAAAUGAGUUGGCCAUUUGGAGGGCAACUUCUGCUCUGCCUUGCUUAAUUCUUGGCUGAUCGUGAAGCUUCAAACCUACUAACUUGUUCCUGACCGGUUGACACUGUCAAGAACAUUUCACGUCAGUCAUUAGAUGCAUCAAAAGGGAAGCUCGAGGUGCAGUUGCACCCUUUAGUCCAAACAGAACCAGAUGUAUUGCAAAGAACCUUUCACAAAGACUCUCUGAAUGAGGGGAAAAAGUCAAAAAGUACAACGAAUACAGUUUGUACAAACCAAAGAUUUUAAGAUUGUAUUUUUAUACCCAGACUAUCAAAUGAUAGUGCUGUCUAUAUUUGUACAUGUGAAUGCAUUCAAAGUGCCUAAUGUCAAUGCAGUAUGCUGAGGUGAGCAAAGCAACCUCACAAUCUCGAAAUACACGACAAAAGGGACUAAAAGCUUGUGAAUGUACUUGAUGUGUCCUGAUUUACAAGUGUCAUUUUUCUUCGCAGUUAAUUGAACUCUUAAUUUAUUGUUUCUGAGCAGCAUCCAGAUAACAAACGUGAGAUGUAAAGCCGUCUUUUUUGUUGCAUUUCUCAGCGUGUCAACAUUUGUGCCAGCUUUAAAGCAGACAGCAUCCUGUGUCAGGUGAGCGCCGAGGGCACAUGCAUGUCAGCGUACGGCAGAAAACAAAGGAAAGACUUGUUUCAUGCAAAAAGUAAAGUUCGUUUCCUAACUUUCUAGAAGGAAGAUAUUUGCAGAAGCACCUUUGAUGGUAGCACACUAUUUGCUGUAACAUCCAAGCAGGGAAUUCGACAGCUCUUGCUGAAGCGGUCGAAACUAAAACGGGCUGUGUUCAAGCACUCCCGUCACAGCUGCUCUGUCGGCUAAACCUGACCCCACAUUCACCCCCUGUUAACAGAGUGUUAACCUGUUCUUGAUUAAUAGCGCCGAGGAAGGAAGUAGGCGGAGCUUGGGCAUAUAUGUUUAGACUUGACAAAGAGACUUGAGAGGAGAAAGAAGAGGAAAGCGAGAGUGCGAGAGAGAGAAGCGAGAACGCAGACGAGAGGGAGGGAGAGAGGGAGGGCUGGAGAGAUGGGUGCAGCUGGUGAAGGGGUUUAUCUCCCUCGACAAAUGUCUUUUAAUCAAUACAGCUUAUUUCAUUACUAUGAGCAAUUGAGCUGAACAGACACAAGCAUUUAAUAGGUCUGAGAAGCACAGAUCAUUUUGAUUCACUGGAAUGCAAACUUUGCAGUUGAGUUUCCAAUAUUUCAUCAUAUCAUAUCACUCAACUCAAGUGCUCGAAUCAAUCAAAUUUGGCAUUAUCAAGUUUAAAUGAGCAGAAAUAAGCUUGCAUUUGUGAGAUUUGAGAUUUUAAAGGGGUCAUAUCAUACUUUUUCCACUGCAUUUCCCUCACAAUGUUUUUUUUCUUUUCUAAAUAGUCAUCACCAUUUUCCAACAUUUUCUGAUCUUCGGAUGUAUAGGACUUCAUUGAAACCCCUGCUCUUUGCUCGGCUCAUACACAAGCUUUUGGGUAUUUUUGGGCUUUUUCUUAAUGACACAUUCUUUGCGAAGGUUUUGGAUCACACAGUAGACAUCAUUGAUGUGUAAAUAAUGUAUUCACCUGUCUGUUGUCAGAAAGUUGUGGAUGUUUACUUUCAGUAAAUGCUGUUUUUGGACUGGGAAGCGAGUUUUGAUUUCUAAAAGUUAGAGUAUGGUUAUAUAGUAUUCCCAAAUGUAUUUGUCAGCUGAACCCUUUUGACCUAAAAUAUUUAUUUGAAAUACCCUCUAAGAUUUUAAGUUAAUAUUUCAAAAAUUUCUAUAAUAUUAACAACAAUAACAGCACAUUCGCAUGUUCAUGGUUCUCUUUUGUUGGUUAAUUGUCAAUGACGUGCAGGUAAACAAGUCUUUAAGUGCUUUAUUUUAAAUAUUUUUACUUUACAAUUAUUUAUUUUGAUUUUAUAUUUUUAUGAUUGAAUUAUUAGGUUUUCACGAACUCAAGAACCCCAUGCACUUCCCACCUUAUAUAGCACAUCAAACUGUUUUAUCUCAAAAUAGGAUUUCUUGUGAUAUGACCCCUUUAAAAUCAUCAAUGGAUGCAUUUCUAAUGAUUUUAAGAUAUGGUCGUUGAAGUGAUAUCAGUCAGUAGAAUUUGCAUUAACAUUAGUUUUUAACCAUUGGGGUCUGUGCUGAUCAGGAGGGCCGUGUGGUGCACCUGUGCAUGUUCACACAUCUCAUCUUUUUUAGUUUUUUAUACAUUUGCAUCUCCUGUUUGUGGUUCUCUCUCACCCUCCAGUUUGUUGUUAUGUUUGUCUUAACAUUUUGACAGUAUCCUGUGGAUUGUGCUGGCAGCGGGAUGUUUGACUCGCUCUGUGAAGUUUGGAGUUCCAUUCUUGCCAUUCAUCGGAUGAUGCCAAACACUUAGUGGUCAAAUGUCUUGUAAAAAAAAAAAAAAAAGUAUAUUUUUAGGACAAACAAACAUUAUGCUUGUUUUUCUGUUUGUAUCAGUGAAUUUAAUUGUCAUUCUGCUUUGAAUUUUUUGUUCAAGCUGCUAAAUGUCUUUUUUUUUUAA
Molecule: messenger RNA, 4306 nt
Organism: Megalobrama amblycephala (Wuchang bream)
Lineage: Eukaryota; Metazoa; Chordata; Actinopteri; Cypriniformes; Xenocyprididae
Gene: tent5aa
Product: terminal nucleotidyltransferase 5Aa
Exons: 2
Coding region: 401-1603 (400 amino acids)
Biological process (GO): mRNA stabilization
Molecular function (GO): RNA binding; poly(A) RNA polymerase activity
Source: RefSeq, a predicted model, not a curated record